Messenger RNA from Lodderomyces oxycetoniae, 1671 nucleotides. RefSeq lists its product as uncharacterized. Lineage: Eukaryota; Fungi; Ascomycota; Pichiomycetes; Serinales; Debaryomycetaceae. The transcript has a single exon. The record is from RefSeq and is a predicted model, not a curated record. The coding region runs from base 1 to 1671 and encodes 556 amino acids.
AUGACUAUUCCGUUUUUGGGUAGGUUACAUUUACUUGACUGGCCGGUUAUCAUUGUCUCGUUUAUGCUAGCAUGGUCGGAAUUCUUGAUCUCAGCAAUAACUACAUUACUACCAGACUCGUUUAUCAAGACAUGUACUUUUGUAACGAGACAGGUUUUCAGAUUUACUUCGAAUCCAAUUAAUUUAGUCCAGAAAAUUAAACGUAAGGAUAAGAAAAACCCAAAUGAGGAGACGUUUAGCUAUCAAUAUUUAAAAGCCGAAGAUAUUUCAAACUCACAAUUUAACAAAAAGGGUUAUGAUUUAAUGAUUGAGAUGUUGAAUGCCGACAACAUUCACGAAUUGGUGAGACUUUUUGAUUAUGAUGUCGAAUCUAGAAUAGUUACUACAAAGGACAAUUAUCUCUUAACAGUACACAGAAUCAAGGGCAGGAAAUAUCGGGAACCAAAUGGUAAAGUUAUUUAUUUGCAUCACGGAUUAUUGAUGUGUAGUGAAAUUUGGGUCACUAUGCUUGAAAAGUAUCAAAACUUGCCAUUCAUUUUGUAUGACUUGGGCUAUGAUGUUUGGUUGGGAAACAAUAGAGGGAACAAGUACAGUCAAAAGCACUUGUUUUUUGAUUUGAAAUCCAACAAAUACUGGAAUUUCUCUAUUGACGAGUUUGCAAUAUUUGAUAUCCCCAAUACAAUAGACUACAUAUUAAAAGAAACAGGAAAGAAGAAGUUGACAUAUAUUGGGUUUAGUCAAGGGAGCGCUCAAGCGUUUGCUAGUGUUUCGAUAAACGCCGAAUUGACUCACAAAAUAGAUCAAUUAAUUGCAAUUUCUCCAGCGACAACUCCUCACGGGCUCUAUUCGAGGUUCCUUGAUAUUUUACUCAAGUCGUCGCCAAAUAUCACUUAUUUAUUAUUUUCACGCAAAGUGUUGAUGCCUUCAUGUUUAUUUUGGCAGAAAAUCAUGUAUCCUCCCUUGUUUGAUAGUGUGAUUGAUAUAUCAAACUAUAUGCUCUUCAACUGGAAGGCUACAAAUAUCUCCAAGUUACAAAAAUUGGCUAGCUAUGCUCAUUUAUACUCUACAACGAGUGUCAAAUGUGUUGUUCAUUGGUUUCAGGUUAUGAGUUGUAAGAAUUUCCAAAUGUAUCAUGAUCUGCCGGUAAGCUUUUCCGGGUUGAGCCCCAUGAGCUACCCAUUGAGGAAUAUCAAAGUGCCUAUUCAUUUAAUAUAUGGAACCACAGACUCGUUGGUUGAUAUUGAUGUAAUGAAGUCACAAUUACCUAGUAGUAAUACCACGACUUUUGCAGUUGAAGGCCAUGAACACUUGGAUAACUUGUGGGGCACUGAUGUUUACGAGACUGUGUUUAAACAAGUUUUGGUUUAUUUGGGCCAAGAUCUAGACGAGGUGUAUUCGCGAUUAUUCCGACAAGAUCAGAAUUUGAUAGAGGAUAUAAUUAGGGCAGAUUCGAGUGCAAAUUCGACAAAUUUGGAUGCAGUUGAUAUUUCAGUUAUUGGAAAUGGUGAGACUGUAGAGCCACAGCAGCAGCAGCAGUCAUAUUUGAAAAUGGUUAAUAGUAAUGGCCAUGCAAAUAGUGAACGGCGAAGAUCAGGAUUGGAUGUGAACAUGCAUAUCGAUCACGAGAGACCGCUGUCAAUUGGGGGAAGCCAUGGCUCAGUAUUUAUUUAA